GUGUUGGUGCCAAGGACUCUUUAAGUUACACCAUACUUGUUAGCGUGGCCCAUACGCUAUCGCGUCUUCUAACAGAUAAAUCACUACUAAAAGAUAGCAAUCUCAAUAUACUCUUUGUCAUCUUUAAUGGGGAAUCCUACGAUUACAUUGGCUCUCAAAGAUUUGUAUACGAUUUGGAGAAUAAAGAUUUUCCCAAGGCCACCACCUAUACCACACCCAUUACUUUUGAUAAUAUAGAAUUUGUUUUGGAUUUAGGAACAUUCGAUGAAAUGUCAAGCAUUAAAUUACACACUAUAAGUGAAUUUCCUUAUGCCAAAAUGAUACUACGCAAAUUACAGCACUAUGCCACCACACCGAAAUAUGAUUUCAAUAUAAAUUUCGAAAAUUCUAUAGGCUAUCAAAUGCCACCUACAUCGGCUCAAUCAUUUUUGAGAAAAAAUCUUUCCUUUCCGGCAGCCAUCUUAAAUGCACCACCCACUAAUCGUUUCUAUCAUUCGGUCUAUGAUGAUGGUGUAAAUUUGAAAUAUAAUUACACGAAUACUUCACUGGAUUAUACGCAAUUAAUGGGUAGAGAAGAUGCUUUAAAAUAUUUCAAAACCGAUGAUAUACAAAUGAAAAUACGUAAUGUAUCGGCAAUUAUAGCCAUGGCCUUGUAUGAAACUUUGACGGGGAAAGAGUAUGUAGACGAUAAAUUUCCCAGUCCAGUAUUGAUUGAUGAAAUACUUUAUUGUUUUGUUAAAUCACAAAAUUGUCCAUUAUUUUUUGCGGCCUCUAAGCCGAAUAGUUUUAAAAAGUUGCCUUUAAUAGCACCAAAUCGUUACAUUAGUGUCAAUCGUGAUAGUCAGGAAGCCACUAUUUGGACUUAUCGCAUAAUGGGCUAUUUAUUGUCACAAAAACUUCCUAAUGUAGCCAAAGAAAAUUGCACCUAUUUACCCAGAUACUGGUUUGCUGGCUUUAAUAAACUGGGAGAAUGUGGUAUAACCACACAAAAUUAUUCUUUAGCUUUAAGUCCAGCAUUUAUAAUAGAAGAUUACAAUUGGACUUCGGGUGAAUACUCCACCUGGUCCGAAUCCACUUGGAGUUCUUUAAGUUCUCGUUUAUUUUUACGUCCUUCACGUAUUCAUGAAAUUGUAACAUUAACCAUUGGUUUUGUGGUGUUAAUCUUUUCGUUUUGUUUGGUUUAUAUUAUAAGUACAAGAUCAGAAGUUCUAUUCGAAGAUCCUGGACCGAAUGCUAGUACUGAUGCGUUAACCCCACCUACGGCUUGUUAAUGCCUUAAACAAUUAAAGAACACAAUACACACUGCACUACAA
Lucilia sericata (common green bottle fly) is the source of this 1313-nucleotide messenger RNA. RefSeq names its product nicastrin-like. Lineage: Eukaryota; Metazoa; Arthropoda; Insecta; Diptera; Calliphoridae. The record is from RefSeq and is a predicted model, not a curated record. Gene Ontology annotation, cellular component: membrane. Gene Ontology annotation, biological process: Notch receptor processing; protein processing.